Molecule: messenger RNA, 3991 nt
Organism: Gadus chalcogrammus (walleye pollock)
Lineage: Eukaryota; Metazoa; Chordata; Actinopteri; Gadiformes; Gadidae
Gene: hacd1
Product: 3-hydroxyacyl-CoA dehydratase 1
Exons: 7
Coding region: 77-1066 (329 amino acids)
Biological process (GO): very long-chain fatty acid biosynthetic process; fatty acid elongation; sphingolipid biosynthetic process
Cellular component (GO): endoplasmic reticulum membrane
Molecular function (GO): 3-hydroxyacyl-CoA dehydratase activity
Source: RefSeq, a predicted model, not a curated record
AAACGGCUGUAUAUUAAUAGCUCCAAGCGAGUUGGUAUCAGAUCCAGUCGUUAGCAAGCGCCACCCCAUCCAUCACAUGACAUGGCUUUACUUUUUAACCCAAAUAAAUUCUUUCGAUGUGUUUGUUGACGUGUCGGUGUAUUGUAGACCUACGGGUCAUUCGUCAUUAAGCGACAAGGUUCGAGUCCCGGCCGGGGCGUUCGGGCACGCUCCUCCUAUAGUCCCGCGAGACAGCGAGAGAGGGGCUGCACCGUGGGUUACGACCCCCUGCGCGGCGCCCCGUCCCGUCCCAGCUGUCAGCUGCGACCGCGCACCGUUUUCGACGUGCCCGGGAACCAUGGCGUCCAGCGAGGACGACGGAGCGGUGGACGAGAAGGAAACAAACAACAGGAGGAGAAACCGAGGAGCCAUCGCCACCGCAUGGCUCACCUUCUACAACAUCGCCAUGACGGCCGGGUGGCUGGUUCUAGCCAUCACCAUGAUGAGGUUCUACCUCCAGAAAGGAACCCACAGGGGGCUCUACAGGAGCAUAGCUAAGACACUCAAGUUCUUCCAGACCGCUGCUUUAGUUGAGGUGGGACACUGCGCCAUUGGUAUUGUGAGGACGUCUGUGAUUGUGACGGGGGUUCAAGUGUGCUCAAGGAUCUUCAUGGUUUGGUUCAUCGCAAGCAGCAUAAGACAGGUCCAGAGUGAGGAGAGUGUGAUACUGUUCUUGGUGGUCUGGACGGUGACGGAGAUCACUAGAUACUCCUACUACACCUUCAACCUGCUGCACCAAGUCCCUUACUUCAUCAAAUGGGCCAGGUAUAACCUCUUCAUCGUCCUGUACCCACUGGGGGUCGUGGGAGAACUGUUAACCAUCUACGCCGCGCUUCCUAUUGUACGACGCACGGCUAUGUACUCCCUCCGCCUCCCCAACAAGUACAACGUCUCCUUCGACUACUACUACUUCCUCAUCAUCGCCAUGCUGUCCUACAUCCCACUGUUCCCUCAGCUGUUCUUCCAUAUGCUGCGCCAGCGAAGGAAGGUCCUGCACGGGGAGGUCAUUGUUGAGAAGGACGACUAGCUGCUCACUCCCUGCUCCCCCUGCCAAGGGCCCGCAGAGCCUACUCACCUCCAAUACCAUCUCCACCUCCACCCUGACCACAACCGUCUCAACCCUCCCAACCACCUCUACCAGCAUCCCUGUCUCAAUAACCACCUCUUUCACCAUACUUAACUCCUGAUCCCCCACAACCUCCACCAGCUCCCCCGCCAGAACAAUCCUCACAUACAAUAUCUCCAUCCUCAUCACCACCACCAUUAUCUUCAUCAUCUCAACCCCGCCUUCCUGCCCAUUUCGUCCCAACAGAUCCAAGUUGAUAAACCGAGGACAUUCAGCACCACCAAGACAAUAACACCACUUCUUUAAAAACGACCAUAUCAUGGAAAUUUAGCAAAGAGGUACAGACCAUUGGUCCCUGAAGCUCACCCCUAGACAGCACUCUGGUACCCCCAAAUCGGAUUACCUUCAUCCCGUGGAAACAGGUACCGUAUGGUGUUAUUUUCCGGUUGGACACAGGAUUAGAGGCUUAGAACGAGACCUCUCAAUGCAGAUCUACAAAUCCUGGUGAUCUCAAGAGCUCACCUAUCACUGGACACCUGUUACGUCCCAGGAAAAAAGUCAUGACCCUCGCACCACACCUUCAGUCAGCUCUUCUCAAACCACAUCUUAGGCCGCAUUCACCCUGUACACGUCCGUUAACAGAUCUCAUUGACUUUGCAUGGGGCGCACUCGAAAUGCAUUGUGGGUCAAUCCGUUCCUUCAGCUCCGUUGCCUGCGUCAAAAAGUUGAGAAAUGUUUAACUUUUCAGGCAGCAACAGACCCGUCGGCCAAUCAGAUCGCGUUACCCAUACGUCAGACACGCCCUCCGUCAUCGGUCGGCGGACGUGUACAGUGUGAACGCAGCAUAAGGUCACCACACAUCCCUCAAUGAAAACCCUUCUCAGCUUCAAUCACAUCACAGAUGUGGUGUCACUCCUGACAUAUCUUCAGUCAACCCCCCUCACAUCACCGCUUCAGUCACCACCCCUCACAUCACAACUUCAGUCACCACCCCUCACAUCACAGCUUCAGUCACCACCCCUCACAUCACAGCUUCAGUCACCACCCCUCACAUCACCGCUUCAGUCACCACCCCUCACAUCACAGCUUCAGUCACCACCCCUCACAUCACAGCUUCAGUUAGCACCCCUCACAUCACAGCUUCAGUCACCACCCCUCACAUCACCGCUUCAGUCACCACCCCUCACAUCACCGCUUCAGUCAGCACCCCUCACAUCACAGCUUCAGUCACCACCCCUCACAUCACAGCUUCAGUCACCACCCCUCACAUCACAGCUUCAGUCACCACCCCUCACAUCACCGCUUCAGUCACCACCCCUCACAUCACAGCUUCAGUCACCACCCCUCACAUCACAGCUUCAGUCACCACCCCUCACAUCACAGCUUCAGUCACCACCCCUCACAUCACAGCUUCAGUCACCACCCCUCACAUCACAGCUUCAGUCACCACCCCUCACAUCACAGCUUCAGUCACCACCCCUCACAUCACCGCUUCAGUCACCACCCCUCACAUCACCGCUUCAGUCACCACCCCUCACAUCACAGCUUCAGUUAGCACCCCUCACAUCACAGCUUCAGUCACCACCCCUCACAUCACAGCUUCAGUCACCACCCCUCACAUCACAGCUUCAGUCAGCACCCCUAACAACAAAUCUCUGGCUGCUGAUGAGUGGAGAAGCAGAAGGAAGUGGUGAAUGAAAUAAAUGGAGAAGAGCCGGUAGACUAGACACUAACCUUGUCAUUUCCAUUUGGCAAACAUGUUUUUUUUAAGUGUUGUCAAUGGAGUUAUUUUAUACAUAUUACGGCAACAAGAACUAGACAUAAACCAUUGAAAAUAUGAGACGACGGUGGGUCUAUUUUAAUAAAGAAACUGACAUUUUACACCGACGUAUGGAAGAGGCUGCUUUUUUGUGGCUGUUCAGUCACUUUACUAGGGAGCGAUCUGAAAUUACAAAUGCAGUUAAUAAUGCACAGGUUUUAUUUCGUAAAAAUACCGUUAUUUAUUUUUCACAUAUCACUUAGUCUGUAGAGGAGCAGCAAGUUAAGAGGAUUUGUUGAAAAAAUGCCGUCCAAAGGGCAACGUACGAGCUGCUACCAACUCUUACCUUCUCUUUGUGUUAAUGUUUACCUCAUCAAAAUGAGCACAUCUUAAUCCAAUGAGUAGAGACCUGCAGUCCGAAAGCACGUGAUGCAGAAUGUGAGACAGUCGUAGCGGUUAGAUUAUUCGUGCUCACAGUCUUCAUUGGACGUCGUGUUGCUGGUCUGCAGUAGCUAGUUCCCAACACUAGAGGUGCUAUAGAAACAUCACUGUCUUCUUCUGUGCAGCUGAAAGAGCGUGACUUUAAUCUGAGUCUAACGUAAAGAUGGAAAACAGCAUGUGAGUGAGAGAGUUGAUUGGCCUUAGAAAUGUUGUCCCAAAAGUUGGCGGGAAGAAGCAGCCUUGAAGGCGUGGUAUGCUAAUAAUGUGAGCAACUAUACAGGAGAAAAAGAAUAUGUGAAUAACAUUGCAACUUUUCAACAAUAAAAAUGUGAAUCCAUUCGUAUGCGCCCAUGAAUAAAUCAAAUCCAACAAUACCUUUGAGUGCAUUCUGUGAUAGACCUGGCGAUGACCAGCUUGACUGAAGAGAAAGUGUUACGCUUCGCCUGAUGGCAUUUCAAUAUUAAAACACUCACUGGAAAAAAGAUGUUGACGCAACAUGUUUGGUUUGUGUUGUUUUUGUCUUUAUUGGUGCAGUUUGUGUUAUGGCUUGUGUUUGUUUUUUAGUAUGGUCUCUGUUUGAGGUUCGUUUCAUUUAGUAUUUAUGAGACGGUGGGAAAUCCUGGAACACACUUCCUGUGUAGAUACAGGAAGUGCAUGGCCACAUAUUAAACAAAUCAAUGAGCUGG